CCUUAUGGGUUUCUGUUCUCGUACUGGUUCAAAAUGCCUUUUGAACAUAGUGACACUGAUGGUUAUCUUGAACAUGGUCUUCCCGGCUUGGUGACUACUGUUGAUAAUUACUUACUUAACUUGCCUACCUGCUGAAGCUAUAACUGUCAAGACAGUGUUAGAGCUCAAAAUUCAACUGGAGUUCAUCGUUCAACAAAAUUCAUAUCCUAAUGAAUAUCGUGGGUGGGAUCUAUAACAGACCACUGGCUUCCUGUCCCCGUCGAGCCCACUAGCUUAGUUGAGUGCAAUGCAAGCUGAUGUUGUAGCUUGCGUGUCUGAAACGUGGUGGACUGAGGCUUGCAAGAAAGUUAAAAAUGCUGUUGUCUUUCUCGACAAUAACACGGCGGAAUGUCUUCACUGGAGCGGUGGCCUUACAAGAUUGGUCAAUGCAGGAGCAAAGAAUGUUAAAGAAUUUUCAUCAUUUGAGAGAGGUAAUAAGGAUGAUGUCAAGGCAGUGUUCAUGGUCAGCACAGCCCUCCGGGACACUACCCUUACUGUAUUACAAGACAUUAUCAAAGCCUCCAGCUUCCAGUACAGCAUCAUCACCACCUCGGCUCACCCUAAUGUCCAUGCCUAUGCUCGCUACGGUGGACGAGAAGUGGACGAAAACCUCCUGAUGAGUAAUUUAGAACAAGAUGUAUUAGCCUGGAUGGGUAACAUGAACUAUACCGUGGAAAUAUUUUACAUUCCCUUGGUUAUAGCACCAUAUUCGGAAAAUCUUUUAUUUAUGCCAUGUUUUUCCAAGUUAUAUCCAUUGUUGAGUUCAGAUGUUGCGAGAAUAUCAAGGCUUCAGCAAGCAUUACCCAAAGGUGAUAAAGCAAAAGCAGUGGAAAAUUUAGGCGAGGUGGAAUUUCAUCAUCUUCCCAAAGAGAUGCGCGUGCUAAUCCGCCAGUUUGUGGUAUGCAUUCACAGCCUUCUUCAGGGAAUGAAUGCUAGAGAUGAGAUCUAUAGUGUUGGCCACACCGCUCGCAUAAUAGGCACUGAACUUGAUGCCUUCAGUCUUGCCAGACAGAGAAGGAAGACAGCUGGUAACAAAGUAUCGCUGGUAUUAGUUGACCGGACUUUAGAUCUAGUAGGUGCUUCCAGUUAUGGAGGAGAGACUCUGAUGGGAAGAAUCUUGUCUCUCUUGCCACGAUUGUAUGGCCACCAGCUGGAUUCCGCUGUCAACAUGGCCCCUUUGUGCAAAGUUCAUACGUCGAGUGAGUGGACGCUUAUACCAGGAUGCUUUGCUCCACAAGGCAGAGAACAUCAUGCAUCAGUUGUGCUUAAUGCCUUGGUCAUGUCAUCAGGAAAGGAAGCUCUCUCCCUUAUUAAUAAACAUGUAUUAGAGGCAGCUAAUUGGAAAGACCUUAGUGAUGAAGCCAGCCAAAGUGCAGCUCGAGUGACUCCAGAAAACAUCAAGAAAAAUAUCCAGCAGUUUGCAUCUGAUAUUGAGGGCUUCACUGAAAAUGCUAGUUUGCUGCAGCAAGGUUUGGGAGUGGUUGAGGCACUCUGUGAUCCCCGAUGUGUUCAUUUUGACCAACUCUUGAGCUUGGAGAAACGCCUCAUGCAGUCUAUUGGAGACCCAGAGGAAACCCUUCCAUUUACACAGAUUUUCCAGCUUCUCAAAACCCGAGGAACACAUGGGGUGUCACUGGAUGAUAUACUGUGCCUAAUGGUAUAUGUGGCGUCACUUGGUGGCUCUCAGGUAUUCACUCAAAAGGACGAAUAUGCGCUUACCAAUCGUCUCUCUCACGCCAUUGUUGAGGAUAAGAUGAUGCUUUCUGAUAAUCUUCUCCAAUUAGUUGGUGAGGAAGUGGACGAGGUGUCGGCUUUAAGGACUGCCCAGCGUGUCGCUGACCAGCUCCAUGCUAUUGCUAGCACAAGGGAUCAUUUGAAAAAUUACAAGCACCUGCAUAUACCAGGAGAUAGUGCCCAGCCUGCUUCAUACCAGCCUUUCUUGAAGAAACUAGUGUAUGACUGUCUCACUGCUCCUCAAGCUGAGAUCACUGACUUGGAGUACAAGUCUGGUGGUUUCAAAGAUCUUAUAAAAACUGGAUUUAGCCUCUUUGUUAAUGUAAGCAAGCCAAUGCCACGAGAUGCACCUUUGAUGUUGAUCUUUGUUGUUGGAGGGGUGACUCCUGGAGAGGUACGUGAAAUUCAGCAGACCGUAACAGCCGUGAAUCCUCCUUGUGAGAUAAUCGUGGCAUCUACACAUUUCGCACACCCCAGUGAUACUGUUAUUAAAGCUUUACAGUCUAAUCCAUUUUUGAGAUGUGUAUAAUUACACAAGCAUUUCUGAAAGAAUCUUUAUAAUGCUGUAAUUAUUACAAACAUACUCUUCGACAAACCAGACAGAAAAAUCCUGCAUUCCAACAAAUUAGUUAAAAAUUUAAGUACAGUGGUACCUUCGUUUAUGAAUUUAAUCCGUUCCCAGAAACGGCUCGUAACCCGAAACUAAUUUUUCCAUAAGAAAUAAUGUAAAUUGAAUUAAUCCGUUCCACACUCCCAAAAAUAUUAACUUCAAAAUACAUUUCAUACAUACUAUGGUGCAAAAUAUUUGUGUUCAUUAUGUACAAGUUAAAGCUUACCUUUAUUGAUGACUCUUGUUGGUGUAUGGAAGGCAGUGAGGAGGAGGAGAGGUGUUAGUGUUUGGAAGGGGAGUCCCCUUCCAUCAUAACAUCAGGCAGUGAUGACUUCUCUGGGGUGUA
Messenger RNA from Procambarus clarkii (red swamp crayfish), 2729 nucleotides. Its product is annotated as sec1 family domain-containing protein 2. Gene Ontology annotation, biological process: intracellular protein transport; vesicle-mediated transport. The record is from RefSeq and is a predicted model, not a curated record. NCBI's taxonomy places the organism in Eukaryota, Metazoa, Arthropoda, Malacostraca, Decapoda, Cambaridae.